This is a messenger RNA of Vespa mandarinia (Asian giant hornet), 1260 nucleotides long. It is a transcript of the gene qm, whose product is annotated as geranylgeranyl pyrophosphate synthase quemao. The record is from RefSeq and is a predicted model, not a curated record. Gene Ontology annotation, biological process: isoprenoid biosynthetic process. Lineage: Eukaryota; Metazoa; Arthropoda; Insecta; Hymenoptera; Vespidae. Gene Ontology annotation, molecular function: prenyltransferase activity.
AUUAUAUCGUCUAUUGGCAACUCUAUCUAACUCUCUUUCUUAAAGAAAAUACGUAGUGGAAAAUCGACAUGACGGAGUCGUGAAAAUGAUAUUAAAGUUAAUGAUAAUAUGCCCUUUUAGUAUCUUUAUGAUAAUAAAUUUGUCUCAUUAAUUGUAGGUAAUUAUCUUAUUUUAAAUAUUUGGUAUAAAAAGUAAACAAACUUUUUAUGUUUCAUUUGAAUAAGAUAUGUAAAUCAUGGAAAUAGAUAGUAAUGGUAUUCCUUACACAAAAAAAGGUGAUCAUGAACAAGAUAAGAUAUUACUUCAACCAUUUACUUAUAUUCUUCAAAUUCCUGGGAAACAGAUAAGAACUAAAUUAGCAAAUGCUUUUAACUAUUGGUUAAAAAUACCUGAUAAUAAAAUUCAGGCUGUUGGAAAUAUAAUACAAAUGCUACAUAAUUCUAGUCUUUUGCUAGAUGAUAUUCAAGAUAAUUCUAUUCUAAGAAGAGGCAUUCCAGUAGCACAUUCUAUUUAUGGUGUGCCAAGUACUAUAAAUGCUGCAAAUUAUGUUUUAUUUAUUUCUUUAGAGAAAGUACUUUCCUUAAACCACCCAGAGGCCACACAAGUAUUCACAGAACAAAUUUUAGAACUUCAUAGAGGUCAAGGCAUGGAUAUAUAUUGGAGAGAUAAUUAUAUUUGUCCAUCUGAAUCAGAAUACAAGCAUAUGACUAUUAAAAAAACUGGUGGACUCUUCAACUUAGCUGUGAGAUUAAUGCAACUAUUUUCCACUUGCAAGGAAGAUUUUUCACAACUAGCAGGAAUUAUAGGUCUUUACUUUCAAAUACGAGAUGACUACUGUAAUUUAUGUAAUCAAGAAUAUACAGAAAACAAAAGUUACUGUGAAGAUUUAUCUGAAGGGAAAUUCAGUUUUCCUAUUAUUCAUGCGAUAAGAAGUCAUCCCGAAGAUCAUCAGAUAAUGAAUAUUUUAAGGCAACGAACUAAGAAUGUUGAAGUAAAACGUUAUUGUGUAAAUUUAUUAGAAAAAUUUGGAUCAUUUGCUUAUACAAGACAAGUUCUUGAAUCAAUUGAUAGAAAAGCUAGAGAUGAAAUAGAACGUCUUGGAGGAAAUCCAUUAUUAAUAAAACUUUUAGAUGAAAUUAUAAAUUGGAAAUCACAAGAAACUAGACUAAAAGUUUAAUUAAACAUUCUAUUAAAUAAUAUUAAUGCAGCAAAUGCUUAAUUUAUUUAAGAAUGUACAUAUAUGGUAUAAUACUUAAUAUU